AUGAGGCUAGAGACUAUAGAGAUGGAGGCGGACUCUAAUCGCGAACCAGAAGUUUCUCCUGAGGAGGAGGCACAGAAAAAGGAGGCAGAGAAGCAGGCCAAGGCACAACUUGAAAGGGCGAAGCUUAAAACUGUUGCAUUUGCUGUUCGCCCAAAUGUCAACUACACUGCAGCUGAUGACGACGGCUGCCCUGUGCCCGGAACGGCUCUUUCCUUUGAAACUAAAGACUUCCUUCAUGUCAAAGAGAAGUUCAGUAAUGAUUGGUGGAUAGGGCGGCUGGUAGUGGAAGGAAGCGAACUUGGCUUCAUUCCCAGCCCAGUGAAGCUGGAGGCCAUACUGAUAAAACAUGAGCAGCAAGCCAGGAAGGCCAAGUUGCAAGCCAGUAAACAAGGAGCAAACUCCUCUGCCAGUUUAAACGAAAAUGCGACACCUCAUUCAAAGAAAAACGCUCCUCCUCCUCCCCCUCCCCCUGGUGAAGGAUCUAUGGAGAAAGUGCCACCAUAUGACGUCGUGCCUUCCAUGCGGCCUGUCAUUCUAAUGGGGCCCUCACUGAAGGGCUAUGAGUUGACAGACAUGAUGCAAAAAGCUCUCUUUGACUUUUUGAAACACAGAUUUGAAGGGAGAAUAACAAUCACCCGGGUUACAGCUGACAUCUCGCUCGCCAAAAGUUCUGUGAUGAACAAUCCCAGUAAACAUGCAAUGAUCGAGCGCUCCAACACUCGGUGCAGUAUUGCCGAAGUUCAGAGUGAGGUGGAGCGAAUAUUUGAACUGGCGCGAUCACUGCAGCUGGUGGUGUUGGACGCUGACACCAUCAAUCACCCCACCCAGCUGCAGAAAUCUGCCCUGGCGCCCAUCAUGGUCUAUGUCAAAGUCAACUCUCCCAAGGUUUUACAGAGGUUGAUCAAGUCAAGAGGGAAAGCACAGGCCAAGCAUAUGAAUGUCCAGAUGGUUGCAGCUGACAAACUGGCUCAGAUUCCUCCUGAAUCAUAUGAUGUAAUUCUGAAUGAGAACCAGCUGGAGGACGCGUGUGAGCACAUAGCCGACUACCUGGAGGCCUACUGGAGGGCCACCCACCCUGAGGGCGAUGCUUCCAACUCUAUCUUGAUGAACCUGGCUGCUGCCACCAUACUCCCCAGCUCGCCACCUGUUCCCAACCUGCAAGAACAGGUACUGACCAAGCUGGCAGCCAGUUUUAAACUCUGA
Molecule: messenger RNA, 1203 nt
Organism: Megalops cyprinoides (Indo-Pacific tarpon)
Lineage: Eukaryota; Metazoa; Chordata; Actinopteri; Elopiformes; Megalopidae
Product: voltage-dependent L-type calcium channel subunit beta-2-like
Exons: 12
Coding region: 1-1203 (400 amino acids)
Biological process (GO): calcium ion transmembrane transport; chemical synaptic transmission; regulation of voltage-gated calcium channel activity
Cellular component (GO): voltage-gated calcium channel complex
Molecular function (GO): protein binding; high voltage-gated calcium channel activity
Source: RefSeq, a predicted model, not a curated record